Syzygium oleosum is the source of this 2301-nucleotide messenger RNA. RefSeq lists its product as uncharacterized. Bases 278 to 1996 code for a protein of 572 amino acids. The record is from RefSeq and is a predicted model, not a curated record. Lineage: Eukaryota; Viridiplantae; Streptophyta; Magnoliopsida; Myrtales; Myrtaceae. The transcript is spliced from 11 exons.
AGGGCAUCGACCCAAAAAAGAAAAAAACAAUCUUUUAGGGAGCAGAUGUUUGUCCGAAAAUGAGCACACACAAAAUAUGUUGGAAGGAAAAUAACGCAAAAAUCUGGAAAUGUCCCAUUUUGACGUCUCGUUGAGAAUGUCACCGAACCACUGCGAUCUUCACCUUCUCCAUCUCUGCUUCUUCUCCGCUCCCAUGUCCGAUCACGGUCGUUCGCUCCAUACCCAGUUCGCAUAACCCCUAAAAAUCGCUUCUUUUUUGUUUUGACCCUUCGCGAAGAUGACCUUCUCGACUGCAUUGGUCGCUCCUCCCGACCAUUUCCUCUCGCCGUGCCGCCGCUUCCCCAUCGUCAUCAGGCUCGGCAGUCUCCGAUGCUCGAGGCGCAGGCCGCUUCUUCGCCUCUCGGCUUCGCUCGCCGAGAGGAGCAGCCUCGGCCUCUCGUGGGCCGACGACGAUUGCGCGAGCUCCGAUUCCGAUUUCAAUGGCUGGGCCGUGGUCGAAUCUCAGCCACCGAGGAAGAGAAAGGGAUUGCCAAAGUAUGUUAUUGGGGCCGCUGGGACUUCACUCGCUGUUUUAGUUGCUGUAAUUGCUCAUUACUCGCUGUCUGGAAAUGGGUAUAGUUUUCGUUUCGUCGAUCGGUUGUGUUCUUGGAGAAGUCUGUUGAAUCAGACUGAAACUGAAGCUGUUUCAAGUGAAGAAUUGGACUUUGGUUUAUUGGAUGGAAAGAGCAUUCUCUCCCAGGAUAGCCCAGAGCGUUUAUCUGAUUCAGUCAGCAACAAUGUGGUUUCAGACAGCUCAGCAUCAAGGGAUAAGCAGGAGCGAGUUAUAGUUCCAGUUGCUGUAGAUUCUACCCAGCAGGAAGCUGUGAUGGUUCUGGAAAGACUAAAGAUCAUGGAGGAAGACAUCAGGGCCAAUGAAUUAUGCACUAGAAGGGAAUAUGCUAGAUGGCUAUUUCGAUUAAGUUCUUCAUUGGAAAGGAACCCAAAACGUAGAAUCGUUCCAUCCUUGUCACUUUCUGGGUCUGAAGUUGCUGCCUUUGAUGACGUGAGUGUUGAAGACCCGGACUUCGGCGCCAUCCAAGCGCUAGCGGAGGCUGGUAUCAUUUCUAGCAAGCUCUCAGGGGAAAACUCCAGUUCUUUCUUCUCAGAUAGGCACAGCAUGUUAUUCUUUCCUGAGAGAUUAAUCUCACGACAAGAUCUGAUAAACUGGAGAGUGCAAUUAGAAUAUGAUUUUGUUCCGGGACUAGAAGAAGAGAUAUCAAAGAAAAAAGUUGGCUUCAUGGAUAUGAGGGAGAUCAGUCCAAAUAUACCGGCAGAAUUUUUCAUGGACUUGUUGGCUGGUGACAGGAGCAUAAUGAGAAAAGUUUUUGGACAGAGCAAGCGAUUUCAACCUAAUAAACCAUCCACAAAAGCACAAGCUGCUGUAGCACUGACUAGUGGCCGGAUGACGUCAGCAAUUCAGACGGAACUAGCAAGACUGGAGACUGAGAAUUUUUCGAGGUUGGUUGAGAUGGAAGAAAUUAGGUUCGAGUUAAUUGAAAGGGGUGAAAUAAAGAGGCUUUGGGAUGAGAAGCUGAAAGAAGAAGAAACCCGUGGUUUGGAAGUUGAAAAGGUUUAUCUUGUGGCAAUUGAUGAUUUAGAGCAAGAGAAGAUAAUUCAGGAGAAGAGCUUCCAAGAGUGUAUGAAGGAGAAAGCAGCUUUGGAUUGUCAGAAGCAAUUGAUUUACAACCUUAGAGAAGAAGUUGAUGAGAUGUCAGACAGGCUCGCAUCAGAGAGAGCUAUCUAUGUUCGUGAGCAAUUUGAGAUGCAGGACACUAUCAGUGAUUUAGAGACCAAGCAUGAAAGGAUGCUGGAUACGAAAUCUAUUCUGGGAGCCGAGAUAGAAGCUUUGCGGAUACUUAGGUCUUGGGUAGAAGAUGAAGCAAGGAAAAGCCAAGCCCGUGCUAAGGUGCUAGAGGAGAUUGGAAGAAGGUGGAGAUGGGAUGGCCAAGCACGAUAAAGUGGUGUGCAGUGGGUGGCUACUUGAAAUGCUUCUAGCUUAACAGCUACAACUGCGAACUUCCGAUUUACCUUUCAUUUAUUACACAUUCCCUCUAGCGCUAGAUGCGGCUAUAGGAUAUAAUUUUGCUUCAUCUGGCACGACAAAGAACGUUGAUUUUGCUCUCUCUCUCUCCCCCAAACCCCCACCCGGCACUGUAUGUCCCUCUCUGUGUGUCUAUUAACUGUCUGAAGAUAAAUCCUUUGAACAGUAUCAUUGACGCCGAGAUUCGAGAUUCUUUAGUCAUUUUUCUUUUCUUAUGCUUC